Messenger RNA from Racocetra fulgida, 178 nucleotides. NCBI's taxonomy places the organism in Eukaryota, Fungi, Glomeromycota, Glomeromycetes, Diversisporales, Gigasporaceae. The record is from the annotation of a GenBank genome assembly.
GGCACAAAAAAGUGUAGAAAAACGUCAAGCUAUCUCUCGCAAUAAGAAUAUUACAGAAAUCAAAGCUCUAUUAUCCGAUUUAGACCAAGAACAACUCAAUAACAUUUAUAAAAUAUUAAUGAAAGAACAAGAAAUUUCAUAUGAUGAUGAUGAACUUGAAUCUAUUAAUGAAGAAUGA